AUCUUGGUCUAUGAUGGCCUUUUUAUUGAUUUUGACGAUUGGAUCUCUCUAUGAAUGGAAAAGGGGUGCUUCGGAUCGGGAGUAAUCACUAGUGAUAGGGCAAAAAUAGGGAGGAAGGACAAAGGAAAGAGCGAUGCCUACAUUAAAUCAAUUGAUUCGUCAUGGUAGAGAAGAAAAACGGCGCACGGACCGUACUCGAGCUUCGGAUCAAUGUCCCCAGAAGCAAGGAGUACGCCCGCGUGUUUCAACGAGAACACCGAAAAAACCAAAUUCAGCUCCACGUAAGAUAGCCAAAGUACGAUUGAGCAAUCGACAUGAUAUAUUUGCUCACAUUCCGGGCGAAGGUCAUAAUUCGCAGGAACAUUCUAUGGUCUUAAUAAGAGGAGGUAGAGUUAAAGAUUUGCCAGGUGUUAAAUCCCAUUGUAUUCGAGGAGUCAAGGAUUUGUUGGGAAUUCCGGAUCGAAGAAGAGGCAGAUCAAAAUAUGGUGCAGAAAAACCCAAAUCGAUAUGAAUGGAGGAUGCCUCUGGAACUUAUUUUUCUCGGUCA
Molecule: messenger RNA, 547 nt
Organism: Vicia villosa (hairy vetch)
Lineage: Eukaryota; Viridiplantae; Streptophyta; Magnoliopsida; Fabales; Fabaceae
Product: small ribosomal subunit protein uS12m
Exons: 1
Coding region: 134-511 (125 amino acids)
Biological process (GO): translation
Cellular component (GO): small ribosomal subunit; ribosome
Molecular function (GO): structural constituent of ribosome
Source: RefSeq, a predicted model, not a curated record